Molecule: messenger RNA, 1359 nt
Organism: Lathyrus sativus (Indian pea)
Lineage: Eukaryota; Viridiplantae; Streptophyta; Magnoliopsida; Fabales; Fabaceae
Source: the annotation of a GenBank genome assembly
AUGGAAAUCAAUAUUACAUCAACACAAACCAUUAAACCAUCAUCUCCUACAUCCAACGAACGCAAAACCUACAAACUAUGUUUGUUUGAUGUGUUUCAACUAAACACAUAUUUUCCAUUAAUCCUAUUUUAUCGCAAAACAAAUGACAUGCAAGAAUUCUCAAAUGUCUCAACAAAACUAAAGAACUCACUAUCUAAGACAUUAACAAUUUUCUACCCUCUUUGUGGUAGAAGAAAUGAUAUCUUCUCUAUUGAUUGCAACGACGAAGGCGUGAUUUACAUGGAAGUUUUGAUAAACAUGAAAAUGGAAGAGUUUUUAAGUCCGCCAAAAUUGGAAUUAAUAAAUAAACUUCUUCCUUGUGAACCAAACAAGACACAUCCUUACAAUGAAGUAUUGCCACAAAUGUUAGUCCAAGUGAACAUUUUCAGGUGUGGUGGAAUAGCUAUUAGUUUGUGCAAUCUCCAUACAAUACUAGAUGCAUAUUCUUGUAGUCUAUUCUUGAAAACAUGGUCUUCUAUUUGCAAUGGGUCAAUGGAUGAAAUUUGUGAGCCAAAUUUCUCAAUUUCUUAUUCGAUUUUCCCACCAAGAAACACCAGCGGGGUUAGGGAAGGCGUGUUGAAUAUUAACAAAGGAUUACAGAUAGAAUUGAAAUGCUCUACGAGAAGAUUUUUAUUUGAUAACAAGUCAAUCAACAAAUUGAAAGAAAUAUCCUCAAAAAAUGAUGAUGUAAAAAUAAAGUUACAUACAAGUUAUAAAGUAGUGUCUUCAUUUAUAUGUAAAUACAUGAUUGUAGCAUGCAUGAAGGAAACAUGUGAAGAAAGCAAAAGGCAAGUGGUGGUUUUGCAUGUUGUGGACAUGAGAAGAAGGAUGGGAGAGAGUUUGUUUCAAAACUCAAUCGGAAAUUUAUUAUGGCCAGCUAUGGUUGUUUUUGAGAAUGUCAAAAGGGAAACUAAAAUCAAUGAUAUGGUUAGAAUUUUGGGAGAUGGAAUUGGAAAGGUUAAUGAAGAAUUGUAUUUAAAAUUGAAAAAUGAUCCUAGUUUUUUAUGGAGUGAUGAGUGUGGUGAGUUAAUGCUUGAAGGAAUGGAAAAUGAAAAUCCAAUAUCAUUUGUAUUUACAAGUUGGGGUAAUAUGGGAUUUAAAGAGAUGGAUUUUGGUUGGGGAAAGCCUUUGUGGAUAGCUCAAAGAGGUGGUACAAAAGAAACUAUUCCAAAUACAGUUGUGUUGAUGGAAACAUGUGAAGGAGUUGAGGCAUGGGUGACAAUGGCUGAAAAACAUUUAGAUGAUUUGGAAAAUGAUGAAGAGUUCAACAAAUUUGCUAUUCUUAAUCCUAAUAUCAAUUUCAACCAUCUAGAUAUUUAA